AUGCGCGAGCCAUUCCAGCGCACGGUCAGGUGCUGCUGGAGGCUGACGGUGCUGGCACCCAGCACCAGGUCCACCGACUUGGUCCAGGAGAAGGACCGGGUCCUGCGUGCGUCGUUCUUCACCAGCACCUGGAAGGGCGAGGCAGGGGAGGAGCAGUCUUUUGUCAAAACGCCAUUCAUAUGCCCUAGUGGACAGCUCAACGUCUUGGGUGUUCCUAAAGUAGGAAAGCUGUUGUGUCGUCCAACAGACCUCUUCAGCAGCAGCACGCCGGCCAUGCUGACACUUGCAGAAGAAUGCCUGUCCUGGCACCCCCCGGGUUUGCACGGCACUGCAGCGAGGCCUCGGCCCACUGGCAGGACAACAGGCCAGGUCCCGGCGGCUAUGGAGACAGUGCUGGGCUUCGAGCACAACAAGACGCAGAGCCAGAGGAAAACAACAGUACCUCUGUGUCACAGAGUUCAUGCAAAGAAUAAGACGAUGGAAGAAAAGCUUUUAGCCCAGGGCCUGGCGCAUAAUCCAUCACACGUCAUCAGUGCCAAUCAAGCCUUACAACGAGGAGAUGUUCUAACUGAAGGGUCUGGGUUCCCAGCAAUGUCUGAGGACAAGCCGUCGGUGGCAAAUUAUGACAACGAUUUACAGGGAAAAAGUAAAACAACUUCCAAGGAAAAAUUCCACUGCAACAUGGUUUCUCUGCAGCAUGAAACAUCUCAGGAAGUAUUUCCGAUAAAGUCAAGGCAGACCUGCAUCAAAAGGAAUCCGAAACUUGAAGUGUUCAACAAGUGCGAGCCACAUUUAGGAUUGCAUUGCAUCAAACAGCGAGUGGCAGGCGCCAAGGUGCUCGCUCCCCACCCUCCCGUCCCCCGGGCAAGCCAGCGCCUCCUCUCCCAGGUACUAAGCCAGCGUCCCGGAGGGCCGGUCCCUCCCGCCCCCUCCCCUACCUGUCAAGAAGGAGGAAGCCAGAGACAUGGGGACCCCCGAGCAAUUGAGCAGCAGCAAGACGCAGCAGGGAUUUGCUCGCAGCGGCUUAGUCGUCCGCCACCCUACGCCAGAGAUGGGGCCGGGAGGAAAGGGAUGUCGGAGCAGCCGGAGAUAGGCCGAGCAGAGAGGCUGCGCUGCCGACUGCGCACAGCCGCUCCGCCGCCGCCGCCGCCCCGGCUGCAGCUACUGCCCGGGGCGCUGCCUCUGCGGCGGCCGCCGCGUCCUCCACUCCUGCACUCCCCACCUCCCGCGGGCCCCGCCGGCUCUCCGCCCGGCCCGCGCGCGCGCUCGCUCCCGCGCCCAAGACAGGGGCGCACCGGCCGCCUCCCGGAACCCGCUGGGGGCGCCCGGGCGCAGGAACCCCGCGCCCCGGACACGUCUCAGCCGGGAGUCCAGCGGGGCGUCCAGCCGGCUCCCCAGCCCCUCGCGGGAGGCCGCCAACCCCGGGGCGCAGAUCCGAGCCGGGCAGGCGUGUCUCCACCGCCCGGCGCGCUCGGUGCCUCCUCCCUUUCCCCGGGGAACCCUCCCCUAACAGGGGAUGCCACACCACUCCUGCUCACGCCGGGGUGCCCCAACCCUAUGAGAAAGCAGAAAAUGGGGCGCAGGGGCGCUUCACCACCCUGCUGUCUCCCAGGUGCCCCCAGCUUUGGGAAGGGGCGCAGGAGGGGCCCAGCAACUUUUCACUCCUUGCUUUGCUUCCCUCUGGCGGGGGCGCAACAGCGGACUGCCGGGCUGAGCGCACAGAGGGGCGAGGCGCCUUCUAUACCAGUGUUCUGGGCUUAUGUGUCUGCGCGUCCUGACUCUAGGGAGGACAGAAGUUGAAACGACACGCAAGGUCGAUUAAUAAAAGCACAGAGGCGAACGCUUUUCGCCCUUA
Zalophus californianus (California sea lion) is the source of this 1855-nucleotide messenger RNA. Its product is annotated as nascent polypeptide-associated complex subunit alpha, muscle-specific form-like. The transcript is spliced from 9 exons. The record is from RefSeq and is a predicted model, not a curated record. Bases 1 to 1800 code for a protein of 599 amino acids. Lineage: Eukaryota; Metazoa; Chordata; Mammalia; Carnivora; Otariidae.